This is a messenger RNA of Eufriesea mexicana, 505 nucleotides long. It is a transcript of the gene RpL32, whose product is annotated as ribosomal protein L32. The transcript has 4 exons. The record is from RefSeq and is a predicted model, not a curated record. Gene Ontology annotation, cellular component: cytosolic large ribosomal subunit; ribosome. Lineage: Eukaryota; Metazoa; Arthropoda; Insecta; Hymenoptera; Apidae. Gene Ontology annotation, biological process: translation. Bases 90 to 494 code for a protein of 134 amino acids. Gene Ontology annotation, molecular function: structural constituent of ribosome.
GUUUUAAUAUGGUAUAUUAUUAGUCCAAGUUCAACAUAACCUUUCCCGUUUGGUGUGUAGUGAGGGACGUCGUCUAAACUCCUACAAAAAUGGCUAUUCGACCAGUAUAUAGGCCUACAAUUGUGAAGAAAAGGACGAAAAAGUUUAUUCGUCAUCAGAGUGAUCGUUAUAGUAAAUUAAAGAGAAAUUGGCGUAAACCUAAAGGUAUUGACAACAGAGUCCGUAGGCGUUUUAAAGGACAAUAUUUAAUGCCCAAUAUUGGUUAUGGAAGUAACAAGAAAACCCGCCACAUGCUACCAACUGGGUUCAGAAAAGUUUUGGUACACAAUGUUAAAGAACUAGAAGUUUUAAUGAUGCAAAACAGAAAAUUCUGUGCUGAAAUUGCUCAUGCUGUGAGCAGUAAAAAACGUAAAUCUAUAAUUGAGCGUGCUCGGCAACUGUCAAUAAGAGUGACUAAUGCCAAUGCAAGAUUACGUUCUCAAGAAAAUAAAUAAGAACAUAUUCU